Bufo gargarizans (Asiatic toad) is the source of this 1798-nucleotide messenger RNA. RefSeq names its product transmembrane protein 229B (gene TMEM229B). The transcript is spliced from 3 exons. The record is from RefSeq and is a predicted model, not a curated record. The coding region runs from base 656 to 1132 and encodes 158 amino acids. Lineage: Eukaryota; Metazoa; Chordata; Amphibia; Anura; Bufonidae.
CCUCUGAGAACCUUUUUAUAGACCAGCGGGGAAUCACUUUUAUGCCCUCAAGUGGUCUAAUCAGACCACAAUUGUAUUCAUUGUAUUCAUUGACAUAUCUGACUAACUGCAUGGACAGUUUUGCAGCAAUCUGACAUUUCUUUCUGGUGCAUUGUUUUUUGUUUUUGUCAAUGAGUGCUUAUAAUUACUUAGUUUUCCUAUUAGUCAAGUGGAUUAUGGCUCUUCUCAUAUUUCCGUUGGAGGCUUCAUCAGUGCUGUGCCACAUCCUGCUUCCUGUUGAAAUGAUGGACGCCACGACGGAAACCUGAUAGACCCAUUGUAAGUCAAUUGGGUGCAUUAAGCGCCAUUAGUGCCCACCUGUGUAGAGGCGCACUCUAUUGACAAGGGGAAUGGUACCAUCCAGUUGUCAAUUUAUUCACACAUUUCCAGGAGUAAUAACAGGAGAACAGCACAAUGCAGAGCUCUGCAGCAUCGUUAUUUUAUGGGGGAAGGCACAUAUUUACUAAAACAGACAUGUCGGGAGAGCUGGAAGAUCUGACAUCCGCCACACAGACACCACAGGCUAAUGACCUGCAGAUCCCUGCAUCUAUUCAGUGCCACAAAUAUACUCCAGGGGAUGAUGGUGAAGGGGUUGUGAUUUUAAUUGGAAUCAACGAUGGUGAAGAAGCAGAAAUCGGGAGGUCUCAGUGGCCUCUGCCGCUGGUACAUUUAUGCACUUCAUGGACUUCUAUCUGAAAUCAUGUUUACAGCAACCUGGGAUUUUGUCACCACCAGCAGCUGGAAACUAAUCGGUGUGAGCAGCAUCUGGGCGAUUUUUAUAUAUGGAACGGCCAUAUUCAUCAUAGAGAAAAUGUCUCUGUAUCUGGAAGGAAAAUGUAAUCUUCUCUGUAGAUGUCUCCUAUACACUCUCUGGACAUAUGCCUGGGAAUUCUCCACCGGUUUUCUAUUAAAGACUUUUAGUUCCUGCCCAUGGGAUUACUCUCAUUUCAGUGGAAACAUCAUGGGGCUCAUCACUUUGGAGUAUGCAGUGCCUUGGUAUUUUGGCUGUAUGAUAGCAGAACAAGUGGUGAUCAAAAACACCCUCAGAUUGCAAUUCAUCCAGAGUGACCAUAAAAAUAGCAAAGGGGUAUGAUGGCCUUACCAUGAAGAUGGGUGCUGGUUAGCCACUGUGGCUCAUUAGCUCAUUUUACCUCACACUGAUUCUCCCUAGUCUGAAAUAUACCAACAGAGGGCCACACUCCUGCCAUCUACUUUUUACUGCAACUCUGCCUGUUGAGGUUGGCUGAUCUGAAUGAGCAGAAGCCCACCGCCACCAUCUGUAAAUUAGUGCUGAGAAAGCAGAUCUCCAUUACAGCAGGUAAAAUCAAAGAAUAAAAAACCUUAUUGUCCAGAAUCCACAGUUUUUUGGUGCUGCAGGAUCUAUAGAAGUAGGCCACCUUCACCGCAGAAAAGUUCAGAUAUUUAGAUCCGCUCUGCCGAGACCCCAACCCAGAAAUGCAAAGCAGGUGGAAAGACCAAGUUCCUCCUCUCCACACAAGCACACAGGCAAUCACUGCAAGCUGGCCAUGUUGCCUCUCUUUUUCCUGGUUUCCUCCUCCUGUAAUUCCUCUCAGAGACAAACAGAAACAUUAGUCUGCAUUGGAAUCAUUGACUAGGCUCUGUGACUUGUGCAAAGGUCAUUGUACAGGGAUGAGGAGUAGAUAAGCUUUGACAAUCGCCUGUUGUGAAUGGUGGAUCCAUUUGUAAUUCAGCCUGUGAUGAUAAUGAGAUGUCUGCUGAAAAGUGAUCUGUACGGACC